Messenger RNA from Salvia splendens (bonfire salvia), 1899 nucleotides. RefSeq lists its product as uncharacterized. The record is from RefSeq and is a predicted model, not a curated record. The transcript has a single exon. Lineage: Eukaryota; Viridiplantae; Streptophyta; Magnoliopsida; Lamiales; Lamiaceae. Bases 55 to 1719 code for a protein of 554 amino acids.
CAUCAUCAUUUCUCAACAUGACAGCUUUCACUCUUCGAAUAUGACCCUUGUAGUAUGUAUAAGUGUCACCAACCCCUCCAAACUCUCCCUCUUUUUCACAUAAUCGCCAUGGGCAACUGUCUCCCCACCACCACCUCCUCCUCAAACAAAGCCGCCGCCGCUGCUCUACCAAUCGACACCCUCUUCAAAUUCCCUUCUCCACCGCCCGCUCUUCCACCCGGUGGCGGUUUUUCCACCGGCGAGAUCGAUCUGGGCGGCCUGCAACUCCGGCAAGUCACAUCGUUCCACAAAAUCUGGAGCGAUUUAGGCGCGACCUUUCUGGAACCUUCCAACAUACCCGAUGGCUUCUCCAUGCUUGGCUGCUACGCUCAGCCCAACAACCAACCACUUUUCGGUUGGGUUUUGGUGGCCAAAACAGACGCAACCGACCAAACAGGCCAAAUUCUGAAUCAACCCACUGAUUACACUCUCAUUAAUUCUGAAGCACCCUACUUCUGGCUCCCGACUCCGCCCGACGGCUUCAGAGCCGUUGGGCUCGUCGUCACAGCCUCGCCGGAGAAGCCGCCGCUGGACAAAAUCGGCUGCUUCCGGUCCGACUUCACCGACGAGGCAGAGAGUGAAAGCCUGAUUUGGGGAAACGCCAACGGGGAUUUUAACGUGUAUGGAUUAAGGCCGAAGACAAGAGGGAGCAAAGCUAAAUCAGUAAGCGUAGGCACGUUUACAGUCCAAGGCAAUGCAGUUGGAUUAUCUUGUUUACUCAACAAUACCUCAAUUCUAUCCGCCAUGCCUAAUCUAGCACAGAUUGAAGCUGUGUUUCGAUCGUAUGCACCGUUCAUAUACUUCCACCCUGAUGAAAUCUACCUUCCUUCUUCGGUUAAUUGGUAUUUCAGCAAUGGUGCCCUGCUUUACAAGAGAGGGGAGGAAUUGAAUCCGGUUCAGAUCGAACCGGAUGGUUCGAACCUUCCACAGGGAGGUUCGAACGACGGGUCGUACUGGCUCGACCUUCCAGUAGAGCCAUUACGAGCCAGUGAAGUAAAGAAAGGGGAUUUGGAGAGCGCGGAGGCUUAUCUCCACGUGAAACCGGUUCUGGGCGGGUCGGGUACGGAUAUCCAGGUGUGGAUAUUCUACCCGUUUAACGGCCCGGCGACGGCGAAGGUUGGGGUAAUUGAUAGAAUACCAUUGGGAAAAAUCGGCGCACACGUGGGGGAUUGGGAGCAUGUGACGCUAAGAAUCAGCAACUUCGAUGGGAUUUUACGCAGGGUUUACUUCGCGGAGCACAGCGGCGGGCGGUGGGUGGAUGCUUCUCAGCUCGAAUUCAGCGGCGGAGGGAACAGAUUUGUGGGGUACUCGUCGCUGAAUGGGCACGCGACGUAUGCGGCGGCGGGGGUUGUGAUGCAGGGAGGGGGGAGUGCGGGGAUAAGGAACGACACGGCGAGGAGCGCGAUGGUGAUGGACACGGCGGCGAGGGUCGCGGUGGUGGCGGCGGCCGGGGAAGGGGUGGUGGUAGAGGAGCCGCCGUGGCUGAACUACUACAGGAAGUGGGGGCCGACAAGGAAUCACGAUCGCGUGGAGGAAGUGAAGAGGCUGGAGAGAUUGGUGCCGGCGAGUUUGAAGGGGCAGUUGGAUAAGGUGGUGAAGGCGCUGCCGGCGGAAUUAUUCGGGGAGGAUGGGCCCACUGGGCCCAAGAUGAAAAAUUAUUGGGAUGGGGAUGAAAGGUGACCGACGAAUUGGGCCCCCGUUUCUCCUUUAAUUUGUUUCUUUAUUUCUUUCUCAAUAUAUUCGACAGAGUUGUAGUAUUAUUUUGGAAUCCAGUUGUCGAAAUUCGAUUGUGAAAAAAGUGACAUAAAGAGUUUGUGCAUUUCGAAGAGAAUUGUUAGUCGUGGUAGUAUUUGAUUGUCC